CAAGCCAGCCUUACAACGGCAGAUGAUGCUACACUCGAUUGCCGGCGCACGUACAAUCUCGCCGAGAUCAACUUUCCAGCAACGGUCUCGACUCCGUUGACCACCGGUGUCACAGCGGUGAAGACCCUUGAAAGGGAAAUCUGUGGGUUGACCAUGACGUCGUCUUGACUUUUAGCCCGCAACACGUCGAAGCCUCGGGAACUGACGGCCACUGUCGUUGAUUUGUAAGAUGCAAUUGUGCAAAAGAUGUUAAAGGAAGCCAUCCGGCACUCAUGUCUACCAAUUAAGUUUCGUUCACACGCUCAAUCUCUGCUUUUGAUUCAAGAUACCCAUUAGACUAUUUCGUUAUAACGACCACUUCACGAAUACAACUCCACGUCAACAUGGCACCAGCAGCGAGAUACGAAUCCGACUCCAAGGAUGCUUCCCCCUUGGGCAAGUCUCUCAAGUUCGAGUUCUCUGGACAGACAGCGCCCAACCGCUUCCUCAAGGGAGCCAUGACUGAGCGCAUCUCCAGCUGGGAUCCCGAGAAUCUUGAGGCUCGCGGUGUACCUUCCAAGAACCUCAUCAAUUUGUACAGAAGAUGGGGCGAGGGCGGCAUUGGCCUCAUCCUUUCCGGCAACAUUAUGAUCGAGUACGACCACCUCGAGGCUGCCGGUAACCCCAUCAUCCCCCGCAAGUCCGAGUUCUCCGGAGAGCGCUUCGAGGCGUUCAAGGAGAUGGCAACAGAGGCUAAGAAGCACGGCUCGCUAUUCGUUGGCCAAGUCUCCCACCCAGGACGCCAGGUCGAGUCGCGAAUCCAGAAGAACCCCGUUUCCGCCAGCGACGUCCAGCUCGAGGGCAACAUCAUGGGCAUGACCUUCGAGAAGCCCCACGCUGCCACCGACGAGGACAUCGCCAACAUCACCGAGGGCUUUGCCCACGCAGCUGAGUACCUCGAGAAGGCCGGCUACGACGGCAUCGAACUCCACGGCGCCCACGGCUACCUGCUCGCCCAAUUCCUCUCCCCCACCACCAACCAGCGCACCGACAAGUACGGCGGCUCGAUCGAGAACCGCGCGCGCAUCAUCGUCGAAAUCACCGACGCGAUCCGCAAGCGUGUCUCGAGCAACUUCGUCGUAGGUAUCAAGCUCAACUCUGUCGAGUUCCAGGACAAGGGCUUCAACCCCGAGGAAGCGAAACAGAUCUGCAAGAUCCUCGAGGACAACAAAUUCGACUUCGUCGAGCUGUCCGGCGGCACAUACGAGAAGCUCGCGUUCGGGCACCAGCGCGAGUCGACCAAGCAACGCGAGGGCUUCUUCCUCGAAUUUGCCGAGUCCAUCGCUCCCGUUCUCUCCAAGACAAAGACAUACAUCACCGGCGGCUUCAAGUCCGUCGGCGCAAUGGUCAAGGCGCUCGAUGUCGUUGACGGCGUGGGUCUCGCACGCCCGCUCGCGCAGGAACCGCAUCUGUGCAAGGACAUCCUGGAGGGCAAGGUGACGGGCGCGAUCAAGCAGGCCAUCGACGACAACAACUUCGGCCUUACCAACGUCGCGGCCGGCACGCAGAUGCGCCAAGUUGGCAAGGAUCAGGAGCCGAUUGACUUGAGCCAGAAGGAGAACUUGGACGCGUUCAUAAAGGAUAUGGGGACGUGGGGCGAGAAGAUGGCGAAUGAUAGCAAGGUUCAGAACUAUGGGUACAUAGACAUUACGAGCGCGCAGGCCGUGCCGUAUGGAACCGCUUCAGCCUAGACUGGGCGCUUGGAGUCAUGAAUAUAGACCGGGCUUAGAUUGGGGUUACAUAAUCUAGACAUGAGUACUAUGAAUUUAUGAACUGUCUCGUUCGUACAUGUGUCUACUUCCUC
This is a messenger RNA of Macroventuria anomochaeta, 1843 nucleotides long. RefSeq names its product FMN-linked oxidoreductase. The record is from RefSeq and is a predicted model, not a curated record. The transcript has a single exon. The coding region runs from base 384 to 1730 and encodes 448 amino acids. Gene Ontology annotation, molecular function: FMN binding; oxidoreductase activity. NCBI's taxonomy places the organism in Eukaryota, Fungi, Ascomycota, Dothideomycetes, Pleosporales, Didymellaceae.